AAAUGACAUAGGGAAGUGAAACUUAGUCUAGCGCUGAUUACAAUUCAGCUUUCUGAAUAUAUUCUGUAAAGAGAGCAACUCCUCUCCAGAACAAAACAAUCCAAUUUGUUACAGAGCCAAGGAAAUUUGCUUACAGAUUUAAUUGUUUCAUUGUGUUGGAAGAAUCGGCAAAGUGAAAGGUCUUUACAUAUUUCAAGACAGUACACAAUGGCAGAAGUUCCUGGAACAAACCAUUGGUUCACUCACUUCACCAGCCGUAUAGAAGAAGCGGAACUUGAAGAAUGGUGGGCACUGAAUUUCAAUUACAACCUCCGAAAUGAACUGGAUGCUCAGAGAAGAGCAAAAGGUUGGAAGAUUUAUGUAACAUCAACAUUUGCCAAAUUUAUCUGUCGUCGCUGUUCAAAUUCGUGGUCUUCAUAUCGGGCCUCUAUGGUGUUUCAUUACCGCCUGAGAAGGAAGAGUGGAAUAGUUUUGCUUCGCCUCUUCCAGCAGCAAUGCAGAGAAUGCAAAAACCCCAUUAUGCACAAACCACAGGUUAAUUCCGACCAAAUGUACGAAGUGCUUGACAGGCUUAUUUUAAAAAUCCUCAAAAACUGCUACCGUGUUCCCAAUCUGGUAGAAGAAGGAAGAGCUGUGAACCAUCGGAAGACUAAACCUCAUGAAAGUAACCUCUGUGAAGCCUGUGGCUUGGGCAUGUGCAAUCAAAGUUGAUAAGGAUAAUAGGUAUGUUUGAGGUUGAAAUUUUGCUUUGGUCCAAUUGGUAACUGGCAAAAAUAUAAUCAAAAUUACACUGAUAUGUUAUGGUUCAAAUAGUUAGCGGUAGAAAUAUUUGCCCAAUUAUCUAGCUGAUACAUUCCAAAACUGCUGGAAUCCAUCAGCACGAUGGAAUAUAACCGUAUGUUCUUUCUUUCUGCAUUCUUUGUUGCAUUUAGUUUAGUAACAUUAAGCAAUCCAUAAAGAUUUCAGUAAAAAUACUUUUUGUAAGAC
Amblyraja radiata (thorny skate) is the source of this 987-nucleotide messenger RNA. Its product is annotated as receptor-transporting protein 3-like. The record is from RefSeq and is a predicted model, not a curated record. Gene Ontology annotation, biological process: protein insertion into membrane; protein targeting to membrane. NCBI's taxonomy places the organism in Eukaryota, Metazoa, Chordata, Chondrichthyes, Rajiformes, Rajidae. The coding region runs from base 208 to 711 and encodes 167 amino acids. Gene Ontology annotation, molecular function: olfactory receptor binding. The transcript has 3 exons.